CACGUUAUAGCUGGUAUUUCUUGCUGUCUCUUGGUCUUCAAUCACUGGCCACGGAAGCUCCAUUGUCUCAGCUCUGUAUCAUAGCUUGGAUCUGCUGUAAUCUGUAAUCUGUGCCAAUGUCUGAGAAAAAGAAGGUCAUCCUGGUCACUGGCGGCACGGGACUGGUGGGGAAAGCCGUUGAGUGGGCCGUCCAGAACGGUGAAGGAAGACCAGAUGAAGAGUGGUUCUUUGCUAGUUCCAAAGAUGCUGACUUAUUAGAUAAAGCCUCCACUGAGGCCCUGUUUGAUCGUGUGAAACCUACUCAUGUGAUUCACCUGGCCGCCAUGGUUGGAGGACUGUUUCGUAACCUUAGAUAUAACCUUGACUUCUUUAGGAAAAACAGCAAGAUCAAUGACAACAUUCUUCAAACCAGUUUUGAGAGGAAAGUGGUGAAGGUUGUGUCCUGCCUGUCUACCUGUAUCUUCCCUGACAAAACUACAUAUCCUAUAGAUGAAACUAUGGUCCACAAUGGUCCCCCCCAUGAUUCCAACUUCGGGUAUUCCUAUUCCAAGAGAAUGAUAGAUGUGCUGAACAAGGGAUACAAUGUACAGCACAAAUGCCAGUUCACCUCUGUCGUCCCAACCAAUGUGUUUGGGCCACAUGACAACUUUAACUUAGAGGACGGCCAUGUACUGCCUGGCCUGAUCAACAAAGUCUACAUGGCUAAGCGAGACAAUACCCCAUUUACUAUUUGGGGUACAGGCAAGCCCAGACGGCAGUUCAUCUACUCCCGGGAUCUGGCCCGUCUCAUGAUCUGGGUAUUAAGAGAGUAUCCUGAAAUUGACCCCAUUAUUCUCUCAGUGGGGGAAGAGGAUGAGAUCUCCAUCAAAGAAGCAGCUGAGCUGGUUAUUAAAGGCAUGGGCUUCAAAGGAGAAGUGAAGUAUGAUACCAGUAAGUCAGAUGGCCAGUUCAAGAAGACAGCCAGCAACGCAAAGCUGAUGAGAUACCGCAAGGACUUCAAGUUCACACCUAUAGAACAAGCAAUUGAGGAAACUUGCAGGUGGUUCAACGAGAAUUAUGAAACUGCGAGGAAGUAAAAAACAGCUGGGGAAGUAGGGGAACUGCGACCAUUGAAUCUCUUAUCAGGGUUGUCUCACUUUGACUGUGGUAUAUAGAAGACUGAGAACUAUUCUUAUAUUCAUUAUCUGUAGGAUCCUAAUGGCUAAUCUGUUUUUGGAGGUAGUUUAGAGGGUUAAUUAUGUAACAAAACUGUUUGACUAGUGAAGAUGUGUGAUGGAUGUUUUAUUGAUCAUGUGAUUUUAUUCUCUGAAAUAAUGUGACUGAAAUAAGUGAAACAAGUUUUCUUUAUACUGAAAUCCACUCUACAUCAGGCACAUCAUCCCUGGAUAUUUAUGGAAUUUCUAAUGUUUUAGCAGCAGUAAUAGUUUUCUUUUGAAAUAUGCACUGGAUCGGUUCACGUCUCCAAAGACUUAAACUGGCAAUGAAGCCUUGAAGAUCAUUGUUCCAACUGUCCAGGUUGCUAUGCUUAGUACCAGUUUCUUAUUUCUGGUCUCUCUCUGCUUGUGAUGGCUUUUAUCCAUUUUUUUUUUAUUUUCCAAGACCUUAUGGUACAGCUUUAUUAUAAUUAUUUUUUUAAAUUUACAUUGUGACAAUAUAUGUUAAAUUUUAUUUGUUAAGUUUGUUCUAUCUCAGUAUUCUGAUAGCCUUUUCUGCAAGAUAACUUUCAAGUACUUUGUUUCUUUAACUGCUUGUUAACUAUAUGUACAUGUUUACUAAAUGCAGAGGAAAGGGAUAUUUUGCAUUAUGUUACGAUUAACACAUUUUGUUUAACACAAU
Molecule: messenger RNA, 1836 nt
Organism: Lingula anatina
Lineage: Eukaryota; Metazoa; Brachiopoda; Lingulata; Lingulida; Lingulidae
Product: GDP-L-fucose synthase
Biological process (GO): nucleotide-sugar biosynthetic process
Molecular function (GO): GDP-L-fucose synthase activity
Source: RefSeq, a predicted model, not a curated record